Molecule: messenger RNA, 1627 nt
Organism: Durio zibethinus
Lineage: Eukaryota; Viridiplantae; Streptophyta; Magnoliopsida; Malvales; Malvaceae
Product: glycolipid transfer protein 3-like
Biological process (GO): intermembrane lipid transfer; ceramide transport
Cellular component (GO): membrane; cytosol; cytoplasm
Molecular function (GO): ceramide 1-phosphate transfer activity; ceramide 1-phosphate binding
Source: RefSeq, a predicted model, not a curated record
AUAUAACUACUAACUGCUCUAGUUCAAUUUUAAAAUUUCUAGUCUGUUUUGCUCCCUAAACCUUUUCAGUAUGGCCAAGAUGAUGAUAAAUAUUCCCUCAUAUUGGAAAAAAGAAAAUUAUGAUUGUAUAGAUUAAUUCAUCAAGGACCCACAACAGUUCUAGUUUUAAUUUAUGCAUUCAUUGAUGAGAUCAAAACUCAGGCUAAACUAGUAAAGUGUAUAGAUGAGAUCUUAAAAACCAUAAGAUUACGUUUAAAUAACAGUGAGAUGAUAAAUAUGUAUAGUUCAUAGAUAACUCCGAGGUCAAAUACAAAGUCACCAUCAAAGUCUUAGAGAAGAAAUGAAUAUUAAACAAAAAUUAAAAAUAAAAACAACAAAAUUAAUAAAUGGGUCAGCAUUUCUUAAGUAACAAAUGGGUUUUGUUUUGUUAGUUUAAUUCAAUCAUACAUAUCUAUUGGAUUAAAUUUCUAAAUUCUAAAAUCUCUCAGCCGCUGCCUAUAGUCCAUAAAAAAAUUCAGGUGAGUCAGCUGUUAGCUAUAUAAGGUUAAGCUAAAAUUAAGAGAAAGGAGAAAAGAACUGUGGAGAUUGAAAUGAAGAGAAGAAGGGAAAUGGAAAAAAGGUCAGAGUUAAGAGCUGCCAUUGAAGAGCUAUCCAUGUUAGCGAAAGUUCAGCCUGGUGAUAGUCUUGACGCUGCUCAUAUACCAACCAAGCCUUUUCUUCAUGUCUGCACCUUGAUUCUUCAAGUUCUUGAUAAGAUAGGCCCAACUAUGGCUGUCCUUAGACAAGACAUUCAUCAAAAUAUCCAGAGAUUGGAGAUUCUUUGCGAAACUGAUCCUACAAAGUACUCAAAUUUGAUUGAGAUGUUGAAAAAAGAAGGCAGUGAAGGCAACGCAAGAAAGGGUACCAGCUGCAGUAGAGCCUUUCUCUGGCUUACUAGGUCAAUGGAUUUUAUGGUAGCUUUGUUACAAAGAUUGGUGAAGGAUCCCGGGCAGAACAUGGAACAAGCAGUUGAAGAAUCCUAUAAUAUUACUUUGAAGCCAUGUCAUGGUUGGAUUUCAUCAGCUGCUUUUAAGGUGGGGCUAAAACUCGUGCCUGAUAACAAAACUUUCAUCAGUCUUCUCAUGACAAAAGAUCAAAAUUAUGACAACCUGAAAGAGGAUAUGCAGACCUUAAUUUCAUUACUUGUUCCUAUACUAGAAGAUAUCCACUCUAUCCUGAGAUUUUAUCGAUUGGAUAGGUUAAAGUCAACCUAAGGAGAAUAUAUGGGAAAGAAAAAGGCAAGAACAAACAUACAGAGCUUGGUUUUGUUAUAGCUUGUAGUGCUCUCCAACCCCAUUGUCUUUUCCUGUAAAUGUUAUCUGUAAAUAGCCUUCUAAAUAGCAAGAAAAUCUGCUUCAACAGCUGCUUUUUUUCUAAUGUAUGUAGACAUGUAAAAUACAGAGGAUUCCCUAAACUCUUUGUACAAAUAUUUGCAUCAUCAGGGUAACAAGCAAUUUAUUUUACUCUUGAAUCGGUCUCAUCAAGCAUAUUUAUGUAUAAAUAGUAGUUUGGAGGUCUAAUCGAGUAAAAAGGAACCCGAAACUGUUGGGAGAAUGACUUGAAAUUUAAGCAGAAACUUUUGACAGGA